Pomacea canaliculata is the source of this 6107-nucleotide messenger RNA. RefSeq names its product lysophospholipid acyltransferase 2-like. The coding region runs from base 144 to 1586 and encodes 480 amino acids. Gene Ontology annotation, cellular component: membrane. The record is from RefSeq and is a predicted model, not a curated record. Gene Ontology annotation, molecular function: acyltransferase activity. Gene Ontology annotation, biological process: lipid modification. The transcript is spliced from 12 exons. NCBI's taxonomy places the organism in Eukaryota, Metazoa, Mollusca, Gastropoda, Architaenioglossa, Ampullariidae.
UGUGGGAAGUUUCAAAGCAGUCGACAGCAUCCACACACGAUACCGUCUUCAUUAUCAUUUUAAGACCACGACUGCUGUCAAAGGAUUCUUCGUGUGUUGUUUUGUGCUUCUUAAAAAAAUCUUUUGAGAAAAAAUAACACAAGAUGGUUGCGCGAGGACAAUUCUACGCAGGAUCUCAACUUUUGAUGCCUUUAGUUUCUGUAGUUGGACUGCCACUGGAUCAGCUAAACUUCCUUGUUUGCCAAUGUGCUGCUUUGGCUUUGGCAAUUCCUUUCCGCAAAGUUCUUUCUCCUUCCACAACUAAGCCCUCAGUAAGGCUUAUUGUGGAAUUGGUUGCUGGUCUUGCUCUGGCUCUUUUCUGCUUUGGAUAUCAGGUAUGGUACCUAAUUGUGCAGUCUACCAUCAGCUACUUUGUCAUGAUGUUUGGCAGUCCCCAGUGGUCACACAAAGUAGUGUUUGUCUUCUGCAUCAUCUAUCUCUCUGUUGCCCACAUUUAUCGACAGAUAUAUGAUUAUGGUGGAUACACACUGGAUAUCACAGGUCCCAUGAUGAUUCAAACACAAAAGUUAACCAGUUUAGCCUUUGCAUUAGCAGAUGGACAUAAGGACCAGAGCAAAUUAACUCCGGAUCAACGUUCACAGGCUAUCAGAGCUGUGCCUAAUGUGUUGAGCUUCUACAGUUUUAUGUUCUACUUCCAUGGCAUCAUGUGUGGUCCUCUUUCUUUUUACUCUGAUUAUAUGUCCUUUAUUGAUGGCAGUUACUUGCACACUCCACCCCCGCAGACUGCUCUUAAGAAGGAAGUUGGUCAGCCUGAUCCUUGGGAUGGUCAUAUGGCAGUUUUAAUCAAGAAGCUCAUCACUGCUGCUGUGAGUGGAAUCCUGAUGGUAGUUCUGCCACCUUUGCUUUGUCCACCAGAAAGUCUUCUUUCUCAAGAAUUCUAUGAGAAAUCCUUCCUUGAGAAAAACCUCUAUAUUUUGGUUUGCAUGACAUGUGCCAGAUACAAAUAUUACUUUGCCUGGAUUUUAGGAGAAGCCAUCAAUGUAGCUGCGGGCUUUGGAUUCAAUGGCUAUGAUGAAAAUGGCAAGGCGAAGUGGGACUUGGUUGACAAUGUUAAUGUGUGGGUUGUUGAGUUUGGUGACAGUCUGAAGGUGAAUAUAGAUGGAUGGAACCAGAAGACUUUGGUAUGGCUUCGUCGAGUUGUGUAUGAUCGUGCCCCAAAAUACCAGACUUUUGCUGUCUUUGCUAUCAGUGCCAUUUGGCAUGGCUUCUAUCCAGGGUAUUACCUCACCUUUGGCAGUGCAGCCCUGUUUACAGUGGCAGCUAGGCUGGUGCGACGAAGGGUGCGACCAUUCUUCCAAACUAGUGACAACAUGAAGAAACUGUAUGAUGUUGGAACAUUUGUUUUCACGCGCCUGGUUAAUGCCUAUAUAACCUUCAACUUUCUAACCCUGGAGUUUAUUCCAUCCCUAAGCAUUUAUCUAUCACUAUACUGCUGGUUACAUCUGCUGGGAAUUGCUGUCGUUGUGUAUUUUACUUUCAUUUCACCGUCCAAGCCCAGUGGACGGCCACCAGUGAAACAAGACUAAAAAUAGUUUUCACAAGACUAAAAGUGCAUCUCUCUUCACGUUUCCGUUCGUCAAUUGUUCAUGUGGCGGAGAAGUGACAGAUGCACUGCAUUUCACCCUUUAUUUUUGUCACUGUGCAGCGAUAGCACAUUUUAUUGUUGUAUUUGCUAAGGCUUUGGAUCUGAUAGAUUUUUACUCAGAAAUAGGCAUCAAAACCUAUAUUUAUUUGCAGAAUGCAUGUCGCAGCAUCUGUACUAGCAAAGUGAUAUUUUUUGUAAUAGUGAGAUGAAGCUGGUGUAGACGAUCCUGCCAUAGAGAGCAUGUGUGAACAAGGUAGCCUCAGAUAUUGCAAUUUUUUGUACUUUUCCUAGUGACAUGGAUUCAUUCAAAAAAGCUACAUGCAGGUGUUUUUGUUUGUCACAAUUUUUGCAGAAAAUUAGCUGAUAGGAGGGAGUACAUUUUCAAAGACUGUUUAGAAAUAUAAAGAACUAACAUGGCUGUUAAUUAUGCAUAAUUACCUGACGAUAAUCAGGUAUCUUAAACCAAAUAUAUUUUAACAUGUCAAGACUUGUCAUUUAUACUCUUCUUUUAAUAUUGUUUUUAUUUAAAAUUCUGAUAGGUUAAAAUGGAUUUUUAAAAGUUCUCACCUUUUCCUGCCAAUCAACAGCUAUACUUUUAAGAAACACUUUGGGGAAGAAACUUCUUCAUUUCAAAUGUGAAAUCAUUUCUCUAUAGAUUCAUGUCAGGAUUGAUGUUAGGAAAGUGGACCUGACAUGCCUAUUUUAUGGAAUGUAAGGCAAGAGAUGCCUAGACUGUCGAACAGGCAGCUUGCGGGGCCCUGGGGGAGUGUCAUAUUCAAAGUCAAGAGCCAUAAGCAUAACCGUACCACAAGAAUCUCCUGUCGUGGGGCCUGGGGCGGUUGCCUCGCUUGCCACUCUAAAAGGGUGCCCCUGCUGUUGAACGAUGGUUGUUGAUUUGACACUUUCAUUACAUGCCUGAACAUUUUACAACGAAGGAAAUAACUUUGUCUCAAAAAAUGUAUUCAGUACCAGAUUAAAAGAUUGGAUUGUGCGAAAAUAUAUUGCCAUAAUGAUGAUUAUCUUAAUCUUGAUUUUAAAAAGACAGGUGUAUAAGCUAGUUUUGUUUUCACUUUAAUGGGUCUCAAAUUCACUUUGGUCUUUUAUAAUAAUUGAAGUUGAUUGGAAAGUAGGAGCAAAUAACUGGCUUUGCAGUGUUGGUUUUUUGUUUUUGUUUUUUUUUUUUUCAUUUUUGAAAACAUUUAUACUUCAUUCUUUGUGUGUGUGUGUGUGUGUAUGAUGUUAUAUUUUAUCUCAAGCUUACCAAGUAUGAACAUAAGAAUGGACAUGAAUGAAGAAAACGCCAGUUUUGUAUUUAUAAAAAGAUGAAUUUUCAUCUAAAGGAUUGUUUAAAUCAAAAGAAGUAGAAAAGAUUUCUAAGCAUUAUUUUAAAAAGGACCAUUUCUGUAUUUCCUUAACUUUUUUUUUGUUUGUUUCUAUUCAAUCGGUACUCUAGUUUCUACCUCAUCAUAAAAUAGAGGGAAAAAUGUUCUUAGCAUGAGGCCAGUUCUCUGUAUCUUUUGUGGGUCUACUUGCUCAUAACUUCACUGAAUUCUCAUUAAUCCAUGCAGUGUCUCUAAAACAAAGAUUGCUGUGCUGGAACUUCUGGCUUUAUUGUGCCUGAAGUCAUCCAAAAAGAAAAAAAUAUAUUAACUUUGAAUGUUGAACAGUUUAACCUGUUGUUUCAUGCUGUAGUUGUAUUCUUCUAGUUUGUUCUUUCGGAUUUGACUGUGCAUUAUAUUGCAAAGAGAUUAUUAUCAUGGUGUCUUACAGGUUUGCUAUACAUUAUGUGUUAUAUUAUAGAUACUCAGCUACAGUGCAUCUUCAUGUCCAAGAGCAGGAAAAGUGCUUGGAUUCAUACUCAUGCCUAAUUCUGUUAGGAUAUAUUUUUUUUUCAGAUAAAAUAUUUUGCAGAAGCAACUAAAUGGAAUUCGGUGGGAUGUACAGAUAUUCAAAAGUAAAACUGAAUCCAAAGAGCAUGGAAGCUUAAGGAAGAAUUAUUGUGAUAUUUGAUAUUAUUAGUUUAGAAGCAUGGAUUGUAUCAAACUUUAGUACACAUUGUUAGGAAUUGGGUUGUUUUCUUGUAGCUGUCUUCUGAUUUUGCAUUAUUAACAUUUCCACACCCUUUUAGCAAGUUUAGGUAAAAUGUCUCGUGGCAUAAUAUAUUUUGUAAUAAACUUGAUCCAAUAGCUGCUCUUUCAUUAUUACUAGUUAUUAAAUAAUAUUAGUUAUGCUGAUUUACAUUAAAAUAUGAUACUAAUAGUUUCGUGACAGGAGGAAUCAAGAUAUUAUUACUUGUACACUAUUUUGUGCAGCUGGUGAUAAAACUUGCAAUAUAUUCAUGGGAGGUGUGUCUAAACUUGCCAACAAUUUUAAUUGUGAUGAGGGCUGGUCUGACAACCCCUACAUAAACACUGGCUACUGGUAGUGUAAGUUGACAAUUAGAUUUCUAUUCUCAGGUGUAAAAAACCUGCAUUGUUUGUAGUCUUGAUCUUCUAGCAGUUUUCAAAAGCUCACUUUAAGAGUUGUUUAAUCACUUUUGCCAGAGGCGAAAUCAAAAUAUGAAUCUUGCGGAUCCCCUUCCUUGAGUGUUCAAUUGAAUCAAUGCAUUAAGAAGUAAAAGCAUUAUUAAGAACAGAUUUUACUAUUUUAGUUUUGAGGUUGGGGGGGGGGGGGUGUGUGGUUAAGAAACACUUCCCUUUGUUGCCAUUGCUACUUUUGAUGUGGUUGUGAAAUAUAAGAAACUUGUGUAUUCUGGUAAAAAUUGAGGGUAGCACUAAAGAUCAUUCAGCAUGAUGUAUGUUGGUUAUCCUUUGCUUAAGUGGAGCGAGAUAAGAGGCAUGGCAUGUGUAUAAGGAUCCCAUGUUUAAACUAGUUCAUAAAGUGCAAGAACUGAGGAAUCAUUAAGAAUAGCUGAGUGUGUACGUGUUUUUACUUAAGCUGUAUGUCUGCAUAUAAGGAUGUAAAUAUUUUAAAAGAGAGUACUAUUUGCUGGUUUCCUGUUGCCUCUAGCAUUUCUCUAAGAGAGCAAAAUAGGAUUAGUUUUAAGCAUGUGUGUUUGUGUCAAAGUUUGCUUAAAUCUGUUGUGUUAUUCUGUUUUUAUAUAUAUAGUGUUAUCAUUCCUGUGAGUACUAGAAUGCUGGUCUCAAAAACAGUUUUUAACAGAUGUGUUUUUGCAAUUAAAGUAUUAUUUUAGACAGUUUAUUUAUGCUUGUAGAAUGAGGUCAUAUAAUCAAGUGCAGUGAGAACCUUUCAGCAAUUCCAAAAAAGUAUUAUGUCUAGAACUAUAUAUGUAUAUAUACACACACAUAUCUAUAUAUAGAUACAUGUAUUGUUUCUUAGUUUUAUUGUACGAGACAGUCAUUUCGGGCAAAUAUUAAAGGGUAAGCCAAGUCACUUAUGAUCAGUUGAGUUCAAUGUACUGGCAUAUUAACAGAACAUGUUGCUGUCGUUAGCCUAUUCCAUAUUUUUUCAGGGCUUUUAGUGUGAGUGAACAUGUGAAUUGAUGUAAAUUCUGAUCACUUGAUUUCACUAAUUGCAGCAUUAAUUACAUGAGCUUUGAGCAUGUGCUAAUGAUACACUGUCUAAUAAUUUAGCCUCAUUUUGUUACCUUAAAACUGAGGAGAGGACUGCAAUGUUUAAAAGCUUGUGAAUGGAAGAGUUUACAUUUAGAUUACAUGGUCUGUAUAGUAUCUUGUGAGAAAAUGAACACACUGACUUCAAAAUAAUAAUGUUCUUGGUUUAGCCUUUCACAUACCAGGUCCUAUAGUUGUGCACUUUUGAAUCUCUCCAUGUUACUGCAAGAAAGGUCAGAAUUAUGCAGUAAAUCUCCCAGUGUCCAGUGAGUUAAAGGGAAUUAAGUAAUAAUAGCCUAAUUUAUUCCUUUUGAAAGCACAUUUUAAUGUAGUUAGGUCUACCUGUUUUCCCAAAUCUCUUUUUUCAUUGAUCAACAAGUGCAGGCUUUGAUAGUUUCACUAAAAUAUUUGAAUGGCAGAGCAACUCUGAUUUGUUUUGAAAGCAAUAUUAAACCAGCACAUGAACAUCAUGCUCCAGUCAAUAGAUUCGUUUCACAUAUAUCUUUGUCAUGCUUAGUUGGACCCUACUGCUUUGCUAUUCCACGUGAAUAUCAAGAAAACUGUUGCCAGGCAGACUUCAUCUUUUGUUGCAGAUGGCAUUUAAAGAAAGUAAAAUAUUAAAUAUAUUUGAUUUGAGCCUCAGGUAUAGAUGGUUAUAACCUAUAUAAUGCUUAUGUAAGUAAGAGAAUAUACUGUUGAUAAAUGUUACAAAGACUGUUAGAUCUAAAUAUGUUGGCAUUCUGCUAACAAAGAUGUGGAAACAUUCACUUUUUUUAAUAAUGUUGUGAUCAAGCUAAGUGGACUGUUGUCUGGCAUGUACAUUUUCAAGUAAACAGUAUGGUAAAAGAUCUCAAUGAGUUACAAACUCAGAAAUAAAUGCCACAAGCUGC